AUGUCGUCCACCAAGCCCACGGGCCCCGAAAUCCAUACAGCCGUGAACCUGCUCAUCGACAAUUUGGUCAAUAUCAAAGAUGAGACCGGAAGAUUCCUGCUGCCACUUCCUGAUGGCCGCAUUAUCGAUACAAAGUCAUGGCAGGGUUGGGAAUGGACACAUGGCAUUGGGCUGUACGGCGUGUGGAAAUACUACGAACUGACCGGAGACGAGCGACUGUUGCGCAUCAUCGAGGACUGGUUUGCUGCGCGUUUUGCCGAAGGUGGCACCACCAAGAAUAUCAACACCAUGGCCGUCUUCCUGACUCUGGCAUACGUUUACGAGAAGACCGGUAAUGCCACAUAUCUGCCAUGGCUGGAUGCCUGGGCUGAGUGGGCGAUGCACGACCUCCCCCGAACGCGCUACGGGGGUAUGCAGCACGUCACCUAUAUCACGGAAAACCACCAGCAACUCUGGGAUGACACUCUGAUGAUGACUGUCAUGCCACUGGCUAAGAUUGGAAAGCUCCUCAAUCGACCCCAUUAUAUCGAGGAAGCAAAAAAGCAAUUCCUCACCCACAUCAAGUACCUUUUCGAUACAAGGACUGGUCUUUGGUUCCACGGAUGGACUUUUGAGGAUGGUGGACAUAAUUUUGCGGAUGCGCGAUGGGCUCGUGGAAACAGCUGGGUCACCAUCGUUAUCCCCGAAAUCAUCGAGUUGCUCGACCUUCAGCCCAAUGAUCCCAUUCGUCUCCACCUGAUUGAUACUCUCGAGGCGCAAUGUGAGGCCCUCGAACGUCUUCAAUCGUCAUCGGGCGCGUGGCACACACUUCUGGAUCAUCCUGAUUCGUACUUGGAAGCCUCUGCGACUGCUGGAUUUGCCUAUGGGAUCCUCAAAGCAGUUCGGAAACGCUAUAUCGGUGCCAAAUACCGCCCUGUUGCUGAAAGGGCCAUCACUGCGGUGAUGGGAUAUGUGGAUGAGAAGGGCGAAUUGCAGAAUACCAGCUUUGGCACGGGAAUGGGUGACUGUCUGGAGUUCUAUAAGAAGAUUCCCCUGACCUCGAUGCCUUAUGGCCAAGCCAUAGCUAUUAUGGCCUUGGGUGAAGCAUUGCGGGAUCUGCUAUGA
Messenger RNA from Penicillium paradoxum, 1104 nucleotides. RefSeq names its product glycoside hydrolase family 88/105 protein. The record is from RefSeq and is a predicted model, not a curated record. The coding region runs from base 1 to 1104 and encodes 367 amino acids. Gene Ontology annotation, biological process: carbohydrate metabolic process. The transcript has a single exon. NCBI's taxonomy places the organism in Eukaryota, Fungi, Ascomycota, Eurotiomycetes, Eurotiales, Aspergillaceae.